Tetrapisispora phaffii CBS 4417 is the source of this 2043-nucleotide messenger RNA. RefSeq names its product DNA cross-link repair protein PSO2 (gene PSO2). The record is from RefSeq and is a predicted model, not a curated record. Bases 1 to 2043 code for a protein of 680 amino acids. NCBI's taxonomy places the organism in Eukaryota, Fungi, Ascomycota, Saccharomycetes, Saccharomycetales, Saccharomycetaceae. Gene Ontology annotation, molecular function: damaged DNA binding; 5'-3' DNA exonuclease activity. Gene Ontology annotation, biological process: interstrand cross-link repair; double-strand break repair via nonhomologous end joining; protection from non-homologous end joining at telomere. The transcript has a single exon.
AUGGCAAAUAAAUCCAUUAUUCAAAUAAAGAGAAGCGAAGUAAAGCUUAAGUCAAGCACCAAACUGAAAAGGACUGCUAAACUCGAUGGGAUAUCAAAAAGAAGUAAUGCAUCACAAACUUUAAAAUCGAAUAAAAAACAGAGAAGCUUGUUGGAAUUUAAUAUUCCAACAACGAAAAUAAUGCCCAUAGGACACAGAGGACCUAGUGAAUUUUCUGUCAAAGUUAAUAAGGUAAUAAAUCUAAAUGAUGAUAAUUCGAAUGAAAAUAAUCCCAAAUAUAAUGGUAAUUCUAUCAAUAAAAUAUAUACAGUAGAUGAUGUAGUAGAGAUUCUUUCAGAUGAUGACGAUAAACUAAAUGACUCUAAUAUUGGUACAGGCUAUAUUGCCGCUGAUAAGAUUCAAGUCAAUGAAAUUGAGCAAACGAUAUAUAAAAGUAUUAUAUGUCCCAUUUGUGAAUUAUGUUUAGAUGAUCUUAAAAUUCAUGAAAGAGAAGUACAUUGUGAAGAAUGCAUAGAAGGAAGUCUAAAGAAAGAAAGUGAAACAUCAAUUAAACUUUGUCAUGAGGAGAGUCUGGCUACCAUCAUAGAUUUAGAAGGAGAAAUCCAACAAUCCAACAAUACUGAUAAAGAAAUUACAACUAACAGAAAAGAAGAAAUACUUAUAAAUCAAGAUCAAGGGAACAAAAAAGAAAUCGUAAUAGCGGAACAGAAAAAUGUGACUGUAAAGGAAAACAAAAAAGUUAUUGUUCAAAGGAAAUCAAAACCUAAGGCUCCACUACCCAAAUUUAAGAUUCUAACAUUUGAUGGUGGCUCCUACAAAAUUGUUGUUGAUGGUUUUAACUAUGCCUCAGAACCUGAUAUAAAUAAAUAUUUCCUUUCACAUUUUCACUCAGAUCACUAUAUUGGAUUAAAAAAAUCCUGGGAUCAAGGCAUUAUAUAUUGUACAGAAGUAACUGCAAAAUUAAUGGAAUUAAAAUUUAACCUUACUGGAGAUAUGGUUCAAAUAUUACCUUUAAAUGAACAUUUUUGGAUUGAACCGUACCUUUCUGUGAUAGCAAUAGACGCCAAUCAUUGUCCAGGUGCAGCUAUAUUUCUAUUUCAAGAAUGGGAUAAGGCAAAACUAGACACACUUCCCUCAUUAAGACAAAUAUUGCAUACUGGAGAUUUUAGAAGUAAUAAAAGUAUGAUCGAAAAUAUUAACAGAAUUGUAAAUGGAAUCAGCAUAGAUGAGAUAUACCUGGAUACAACAUAUUUAACCCCUGGAUAUCAUUUUCCGCUACAGAAAUCAGUUUUAGAUACAACGUCUAAUUUUGCUUGCAAACUUGAAAAUGAUGGUAAACAAUUGCUAUUUAAAGAUACUCAAAGGUCGAUAAUGAGUUUUCUUAAAAAUAAAAAUAAAUGUAAAUUUAAUAAUUUAUUUUUAAUUGGAACUUAUUCAAUAGGGAAGGAGAAACUUGCUAUAUCAAUAGCUAAAAAGCUGAAUACUAAAAUAUUCAUAAAUAAAGACUCGCUUAAAUUUAAAAUUAUUUCCCAAUAUUUAAAUUGCUUUCCUGCGGAUAUAAUAACUAAUGAUGUAAGUGAAUCUUAUGUUCACUUAGUGCCUAUAUCUGUGUUGAAUUCGAAAGAAACUAUUGAAAACUAUAUUACAACUUUAAGUGAAAGCUAUGAAAAUAUUGUUGGUUUUAUACCCACUGGGUGGACGUUUAUGAAUCGAUAUGGUAUUAAAUUAGAUCAGUAUGAAACGAUUGCUGAAAAAGUAAAGCAUUGUCAGGAGCUAUUAGAUGAGAAAAAUGCAUUAAAAUAUGAUACAUUUAACAUCGAUUCAAUACUUAAGCAAUAUAAAAAAUAUGCGAAAUAUCAAAUUUUUAAAGUUCCGUACUCUGAACAUAGUAGUUUCAAGGAUUUAAUUGAAUUUGGUAUUAAUAUAAAUUGUGAUAAAUUUAUUGCGAUAGUGAAUUUAGAUGAUAUGAACAAAGUAGAUAACAUGAUCUCUUGGUUUAAAGCUUGGGAAUUUAUCAAAAAUGCUAAGGGAAACGGGGUAUAG